AUGAGAUACAGCGAGUAUAAAUACAGGAUGAGAGGGCGAUCUUCACUCCUCUCUCUCUCUCUGAUGAAGAUGAUGGCAGUGAUGAAGGUGAUUUUGAUGAUGAUGAUGAUGAUGACAGCGUCAGUCUCUGCUGCUCCUCAUUCCCCAAUUCUUGACUCAGUCAGUCGAGAUGAAAACAUCACCAUGACUCCUAAACUGCACAGGGACGCAUGGGAAAACUCCACCAGCUUUGAGCCCGGUCCAGACAUGAACUCAACAUCUCCAGAGAUACACUAUCAGCCAAAAGUGGACCCUCACAUAGGAAGCAGCGUAAGGAUUAACUUCUGUCCCACCUGUGGGACCGUAAACCUGGGCUCUGACUUACAGCGUGGAGAUGAGAAGGCGGGCGAUAAAACCAAAGACCCCACAGGCCCGGGAAAAUAACCGGAAGCAGCUGCUCACUGCUGAAUCCACAGGUCGUGAUGAUGAUAAGUCUCUCUGAACGCCAUGAAACCCUGCCAUGUGUCAACAGAUAACAGAAGAACCACCUUAAGAAAAUAAAUAAAGAAAUCAACAUGUUGACCUCUGAGUGUAACACCCACACUAAACACCAGGAGGCAGCAACACCACACUGUGUCAAAUCACUGCUGUUCUCUGAUAAAUACUGUUUUGUGAUAUGAACACUACAUAUCCCAUGAUUCUGUCUGUCACGCCUGAAAAUGAUGUAGCUACCUAAACUGUGAUUGAUUUGCUUAUCAUAAUGAAUUCAGAGAAAAACAACUAAAAUAAAACUUACAUUAA
Molecule: messenger RNA, 780 nt
Organism: Cheilinus undulatus (humphead wrasse)
Lineage: Eukaryota; Metazoa; Chordata; Actinopteri; Labriformes; Labridae
Exons: 5
Coding region: 1-423 (140 amino acids)
Source: RefSeq, a predicted model, not a curated record